UGUGGUGUGGUUGAAGGUUUCUACGGGAAACCAUGGACGAACGAGCAACGGAAAGACCUUUUUGUCAAGAUGAGAGCUUGGAACAUGAACACCUAUAUGUACGCACCGAAGGACGAUACGAAGCAUCGACUGUAUUGGAGGGAUCUGUACACCGUCGAAGAAGUAGAGGAGCUGCAAUCUCUGGUGGCCGCCGCCAAGGAGAACGAUAUCGAGUUCUAUUACGCGCUAUCUCCCGGUCUUGACAUGAUGUACAGCAGUCCGAAAGAAGUUGCGACGCUCAAGAGAAAACUCGAACAGAUCGCUUCCUUCGGGGUGAAGGCGUUCGCUCUGUUGUUCGACGACAUCGAGCCGGAGAUCGGUGAAGCCGACAAGGAAGUCUUCCAAACAUUCGCCCAAGCUCAUGUCUCUGUCACCAACGAAGUCUUCCAAGCUCUGGGCCAACUCAAGUUUCUUUUCUGCCCCACGGAGUACUGCGCUUCAAGAGCUGUUCCCAACGUGCAGAACUCAGAAUAUCUCUCGACUAUCGGCCAGAAACUUCUUCCGGGGAUCGACGUGAUGUGGACUGGUGGCAAAGUUAUUUCGAAAACGAUCGGGCUCAAGUCGAUCCGAGAACUUCAAGAGGUGUUGCGAAGGCCGCCCGUUAUCUGGGAUAAUCUGCACGCGAACGAUUACGACCACAAACGAAUAUUCCUCGGACCUUACUCCGGAAGAUCUACGAGGCUGAUUCCGCACUUGAGGGGCGUCCUCACGAAUCCCAACUGUGAAUACGAGGCGAACUAUAUCGCAAUCCACACCUUGUCUCAAUGGAGCAAGUGCACGGCCGAUGCAUGCAAAAACGGUAACGUGAACAGCUGCGGGUCUUCUGGAACCCGCACGCUCGAAGCCACCGAGCUCACAGAAGAAGAGGAAGUACCUGCUCACCUCCCGAUGCACUCAUACCAUCCGCGAAGGGCCGUCCAAGUGGCGAUACAAGCGUGGCUCAGCGAAUUCAACGCAACAAAGAGCGCCUAUGGUCGUCUGAUAAAUACCGACAGCCUCAUGCCGUCUUCUGUGAAUCCGUUGAACCCAGAAACUGCCGAAGAGAUUUUCGCGCCGCCGUUGAGCUCUCAGCUUGUAAAUACAUUGGUCGGAACCGCGGUGAAACUCGAGCCGAUGGAUUGCAAUCCCACGCCGCCUCAAAGUGCCAGUCCUUCUCGAGAGGACGAACUCAUCAAUGAAGACCCCGUAAAGGUCGAAGAAGACAUGCAGACCGAGGAAUCCACCGCUGACAGUACGUCCGAAGAUCUCUCCAUCGCCGAGGAUCCCAAAGGCCCACUCACGGCUUCUGAAAUAUCUCUCCUGGUAGAUCUCUUCUACCUCCCAUUCGAGCACGGUCGGCAAGGCGCUGAAUUUCUUCACGAUUUUGCCUGGCUGAAAUUGAAUGCUCAUUAUGUAGCCACAAAACGUAACAACACGGAAUUAGACGAAUGGUAUCGACGAGCCACGAAAUUCGAUCACAUGACACAGCGAGUGAAUCGCCUAUCUGAGAAGCUAAUGUUUAUUUCGAAUCGAUCUCUUCUCUACGAUUUGAAUCCUUACGUCUGGGACAUCAAAGGAGUGAUAUCGCUCAUCAACUCUUAUAUUAAAUGGAUAGGAUAUUCAAAAGGUUGGCCCACUUUCCGCUCUAGUAUUCCUUCUCAAGGGAUCUCUAACACGAUCAACUUGGAUUCAGGUUACGGGAAGCAAGCUUUCCUCCCCGGAGAACAAGAGCCGUGGAUAUUCCAGGGAGGUCUCAUAGCGGAGCUCCAGAGACUGUUGCCGUUGGAAAGCGUGAACGAUCUUUUCCUCUACAAAGCACCGGACACGCCGAACAGCAAAACGUAUUCCAUCAGACCAUACGCAGCCGCUGACGAGGAGGCGGUGUAUAUGGUGUGUAAUAAGACAUGCAUCGAUGGAGAGGAUGGAACCAUGGAGUUCGAAGGCUAUCCGAAUCUGAUCGCAGAUAAGACGAUUGGCGGUUUCCUCGCCUUAAGCAGUGAAUUCAGUUUCGUUGUUGAAGAUGAACAGAGAAUCGUUGGGUACGCGUUGGCUUCAGUGAACGCGGUCGAGUUUUUCAAGCGUUUGGAAAUCGCUUGGAACAUGGAGUUGAAAGAAAAGUAUCCGCUGGAGGAAGGCGACAAAGAUUCAAAUCAGUCCAAAGCGGGCGAAAUCAUCUCAAGUUUCCAUUCAACGACGUCGUCAUCGUGGACGGCGUACCCACAAUAUCCCUCGGUUCUCGUGAUGGCUCUCCUCCCUCAUAUCGAUGACUGCUCACUGCCAAAGAGGCUCCUAGCCUGUGUUAUCGCAGCCCUGAAAGCCAACGGAAGUCACGGAGUUCAUGUCAAGAUGAACGUCAAUGAUACGAACAUGCAGAACUUCUACGCAAGACUUGGUUUUCAUGAGAUCUGCAAAGAGGACGAGGAAAUCAUUCUUGGUCGUACAUUUUGAGCUUUUCGAUGAGCCGUUUUCAGGACAGAGCCAGUCCGAGAACGCGGGGCACUCCUUGACUUCUGAUCUUUCUAUGAACUAGACCUGAACAAUGCCCUUGCUGGCAUUGUGAUUUUUUUUCGAUUCCCCUGGACUUCCACUAUGUGGGAGCGAACCUCGAAGCAUUCGACGCAAAGAAUUGGUGCUUCGAUGCACGUUCCCCGAAUCGCAUCCGUUCUCCAGUUUCCGAUCCUCGGCGGUUUCGGAGACAUCCCAGACAGUGGAGCUGUCUGCGACACCGUCAAGUUCAAUAAUUCACCAAGUCGACCAGUGAACAUUUGUACAACCGAUGUAGUAUGCUGAGGGUCGGUUCGUGAAUCGAUCCGGAGGAGAGGGCGCUCGGAAGGGACCCGCCUACCCGCCUCGCGACCAUCCGCCAAGGGGCUCAUCUUCUUGGCGGAAAAUCUACUUUAUCUAUUGAGGAGCAUUCGAAGGCAAGCGGGAGGUUCCCUCUCUCCGCGAUCAAAUCGGACUUGUCCCGGAAGAUGUCCAUGGGUAUGCCUUUCGUAUGUCGUGCGAGCCGAAUCUCAGACUCGAGUGGGACUGCGUUCCGUGGCGUUGGAGUUGAAUAACGACUACAGGAUGGACAGAGAGACCAAUAAAAUGAAGUGUUCAUGGAGCGACUA
Molecule: messenger RNA, 3131 nt
Organism: Galendromus occidentalis (western predatory mite)
Lineage: Eukaryota; Metazoa; Arthropoda; Arachnida; Mesostigmata; Phytoseiidae
Gene: Oga
Product: O-GlcNAcase
Exons: 13
Coding region: 70-2466 (798 amino acids)
Biological process (GO): glycoprotein metabolic process
Molecular function (GO): beta-N-acetylglucosaminidase activity
Source: RefSeq, a predicted model, not a curated record